UUUCCCAUGUCAGAAUGAACCAUUUAUGUCGAUAAAUAAAUCAAAUUGUUUUGUUUCAGAUGCCUAAAUUGGCUGUGGUCCUCUAGGUCAAGGACUUGUUUUAACAUCUGAGGGUGUGUGUCUGGGAGGGGAACGGCCAAAGAAACACUAACGAUCUGAGACGGAGGAGGAAACUGAACCUGAGCGUUACAGCAGCUGGAGGCGUAACGAGGUACAACUUGUGCUUCUCAGACUGUAAGCAGUCGGUCUUCUUUGUCACAAGAGUUCAAAGCGUGAAGCUGCACAGGUCCCCCCCUCCACCACUCUAUCCAUCUGUUGUGGGACGCUAAAACUUAAAGAGGACAAACGCAGGAAAACAAAAGAGAAGCAGCUCAUAAACGAUGAUUUCCUUUAUGUUUCUGCUUCUCCUCGCUCCAGAUGUGCUGUUCUCCUUAACGCAUGUUGCCGUGAUCUCCCCGCAGGAUCCGAUCCUGAGAAUUGGGUCAAGUCUGACGGCCACCUGCACGCUCACCACUGAGCUGGGCCUGCAUGCCGGCUCGCUGUACUGGACUCUGAACGGGGUUCGUCUGUCCAGCAGUACCUACAGGACGGUGUCCGCCAACAUCCUGACCAUCGAGCUGCACAGCCUGAACGGCUCCCAGCAGAAAUCCGGAGACAACUUGAUGUGUCACGGGCCCGAUGGACGUGUCCUCGCUGGUUCUUGUCUCUAUGUGGGAAUGCCUCCAGAGAAGCCAGUAAAUUUAACAUGCAGGUCCCACAACGCAAAGGAUUUGAGCUGCAGGUGGAGCGCGGGCGGCCCGGGCGAGACGCACAUCCCAACCAAAUACACCCUCAAGUACAAACUGAGGUGGCAUGAAAGAGAAAAUGAAUGUGUGAGCUACAGCGUAGAGAAGCAGGGCUACUCCUGUCGCAUCUCGGCAAACAUCGCUCUCUUCACCCCGUACGAGAUCUGGGUGGAGGCCACCAACCAGCUGGGCUCAGCCACCUCCGACAUCAGCUCCCUCGACGUCCUGGAUGUGGUGACAACAGACCCUCCUGCUAACGUCCAAGUGAGUCGUAUCGGCAGCCUGGAGGACCAGCUGAUGGUCCACUGGACCAGCCCCCCCGAGCUCAAGGACGUCCUGUUUCAGGCCAAAUAUCAGAUCCGCUACAGACUAGAGGACAUCGCCGACUGGAAGGCGGUUGAUAACGUUGGAAACCUGACUUCCUGCCGGCUUGCAGGCCUCAAGCCUGGGACGGUGUAUUUUGUCCAGGUGAGGUGUAACCCUGUGGGGAUCUUUGGCUCCAGGAAACCUGGAAUCUGGAGCGACUGGAGCCACCCGGCAGCAGCCUCCACACCCAGCGGAGAUCUGCUCCACAGAGGCUCCUGUGAUCCCAAAGCCAGCGGACAGAACUCCACCCUGCGGCGGGAGCUCAAGCAGUUCUUCGGCUGGGUCCGCAAGCAUGCCUCGGGCUGCAGCAGCGUGUCGAUCAAACUGUACGAUCAGUGGAGGGUGUGGCUGCAGAAAUCUCACCACCAGCCACGCAACCAGGUCGGUUCAACAAGACAAUAAUUCAUAGCCUGAGUACUCAUCGCUGCCCUGGAGAUGAAUCCAGGAUCAGCCAACUGGUUGUCGUGGUCCCUGUUAAGUAAAAGGUCCGAGAUCUUUGCAGCUUGGCCUUUAAAGCUUCACCCGAGCCGGAAAAAUGUAAAUGCAAAGUAUUUGUUUUUGCUUUUUUGUCAGAUUAUGAAACAAUUUUUUUUAUUAUCAGACAA
Fundulus heteroclitus (mummichog) is the source of this 1756-nucleotide messenger RNA. RefSeq names its product cytokine receptor-like factor 1b (gene crlf1b). Gene Ontology annotation, biological process: cytokine-mediated signaling pathway. Bases 381 to 1553 code for a protein of 390 amino acids. Gene Ontology annotation, molecular function: protein binding; cytokine receptor activity. The transcript is spliced from 8 exons. Lineage: Eukaryota; Metazoa; Chordata; Actinopteri; Cyprinodontiformes; Fundulidae. Gene Ontology annotation, cellular component: external side of plasma membrane. The record is from RefSeq and is a predicted model, not a curated record.